Messenger RNA from Thrips palmi, 1912 nucleotides. RefSeq lists its product as uncharacterized. The transcript is spliced from 8 exons. The record is from RefSeq and is a predicted model, not a curated record. The coding region runs from base 200 to 1912 and encodes 570 amino acids. NCBI's taxonomy places the organism in Eukaryota, Metazoa, Arthropoda, Insecta, Thysanoptera, Thripidae.
GUCCCUGCUUCAGCUCGGACCGAACCAACAUGCGUCGUCUUCGAAUGUCACUGCUCUUGGCGCUGCUCGCGGUGGGGAACGGAGCGCCGCCGAAGGCCGUGUCCGAGUGCGGGGGCCCCGCGGGAAGCCGUGCGAGGACUUGAACAAGUGCAGCCCGCCCACGGAGCGGCUGUCCGUCCCCGACGAGGUGGUGCUGGUCAUGGGCAACACGGGCUGCGGCAAGUCCACGCUCACCAAGCACCUGUCGCGCCACGACGAGGACAUGAAGGCCGUCCUGGACGGCGCCGACUUCCUCAUCAACGGCAGCCGCAUCGGCAGCUCCAUCGCCUCCGUCACUCAGGUCCCGGACUUGAUGACCAACAAGAAGGACGGCAUCCACUACUUCGACUGCCCCGGCUUCGAGGACACCCGCGGCUCUUGCGUCGAGGUGUCCACCACGUACUACAUGAAGGACAUCGUCCGCCACGCGCGCCGAGUCAAGGUGCUGCUGCUGACGCCGCACUUCGCCGUGCAGCGCGGCCAGGACCGCUCCGACCUGCUCAUGAUGCUGAAGAACGCGGCGCAGAUCUUCCGGAACGUCGCUGCCGUCAAGGACUCGCUGGCGCUGGUGGUGACCAAGGUCAGCGGCUACGUCCAGGUCGGCGACGAGUGGGAGCCCACGCCCGAGGACGACGUCAAGGCCGCGACGGCUGACUUCCUCCGCGAGGACGUGCUCCCCUUCUUAAAGAACAUUGCCCGGAGCGGCGAGGACAGGGACCUGUACUCGCGCGCUGCCGAGAUCAUCAACGUGCUUAUCACCAAAGAGAACGGAGCCUACACUCGCCUCGGCGUAUUCCGGAGCCCCGACGAGGAGGGCUCCUUGCGCGAGCUGGACCUGAUGGAGCGGGGACGGGACUCGCUGCUGGAGCUCGUCAAGCACAACAUCAAGUACUCGCGCGUGCAGCCGGCGGACUUCGGCUUCGCCGUCUCGGACCGCACCAAGGUGUUCGCCUACAAGCGCGCGCGCGAGCUGUCCUCCGAGAUCGUGUCCAAGUUGUCGGCGCUGGGCGCCGCCAUCCAGGCGGGCCGCACCAGGGAGGCACGCGUCGCCGCCGACGUCCCCGCCAGGGAGGCCCGCUUCACGGAGGCCGCCCAGCGCGUGCGCGGCGUGGCCGCCCACCUCAAGCAGAGCGCCGGCGUGCAGGAGUUCUGCGGCCGCGUCGUGGACCAGAUGGUCCAGCCGGAGGAGCGGUCACGCGCGGUGGAAGUGGCGGCCACCUGCCAGCAGCUCGACGUGCUGCAGGUGGUGGGCGACAAGCCCCUCGUGGACGCGGCCACGCUCGGCGUGCAGUGGGUGCAGCCCGUCCAGGACGCCGCCGCCGUCCUCGAGGCGCACCGGGACUGGCAGCGCUUCCUCGUCGCCAUACACGACCGCCUCAACAAGUACGACGCGCUGCAGCCGAGGAAGGCAAACGUGAGGCACCCGCCAGUGGGCGCGCACAACGCGCACCACUUCGAGCUGGAGGUGGUCAAGCUGGGCGUCGCCACCGACCUCAAGUCGCCGUUCGCCAACCUGACGGAGCUGAACGCGCUGCUGGAGAUGGCCAGCCAGGGCCCCAGCUUCGAGUGCCUGCCGGGCGGCCGCGUCGUCGUGCGCGGGGAGUCCGUCCUGCUGUCCGAGGCCGCGGCCGCCGCGCGGACGACCUGCCCCGGCAGCAUGCCUCUGCGCGUGCUCGAGGUGUACGCCACCUACACCGUGUUCGUCGACGUGGACGUGACCCUCCCCGGGGUGCACCUUGUGGUGGUCGCGCCGCGCCUGGAGGCGGUCGGCCACCCCACCGUCAGCCUGGACGGCCUGCCCGAAAAUCUAGUUGCUGGACAAAGACAAAGUUUCCUGGGAGAAAAUAUUUCUGUCCACAACUCCCGCGGUUGA